UGCCGCAGCGGCCGCGUCGCUUGUAAACAGAGCCUGCUUCUGCCCACGUGAUCGUGCGAAGUACCUGUACGGCGAACUGUGUUGUCCGCGGCGGCGCUCGCCCGCCCGCCAGGUGCAGGACAAUACCGCGGCGGGAGGCGGGGCCGGCGCAGCUCGCGACGCAGGCGCUGGGAGACGAGCGGCAGCGGGAGGCCGAGCUAGCGAGCGGCCGUUCCCCCCCGGCGCAUCCGUCUCCCCCAAGAUGGCUGAAGGCGGGCAGUGAGCCGGCGGCGGAUGUGGAUGCUUAGCGCGGGCGCGUAGCGCAGCACCAUGUCCGCCUUCGCGCUGGAGGAGACGCUGGAGGCGGACUGGGUGGCGGUGAGGCCCCACGCCUUCCUCGAGCGAGAGAAGCACAAGUUCGCGUUCAUCGUGGCCUGGAACGAGAUCGAGGGCAAGUUCGCCAUCACCUGCCACAACCGGACGGCUCAGCGGCAGCGCAGCGGCUCGCGGGAGUUGCGCCGGGGCAGCCCCGGGUGGCCGGAGCACAGGGCCCCUGCCCAGGCUGACGCCCCCGCGGUCCGCCGGACCCCGGCCUGUGGGGUGGACUUCAGCCGGGCCAGGAGCUCUUCGCAUCCCCGCGCGGACUCGCUGCUGCGGAGCACCGAGAAGGGCGCCGCGGCCGGGGCAGAAGGGAUGCUGAAGAGCCCGCUGCGGACGAAGGCUAGUCCGGUCCGGAGGCCUCCACGCAACACGGAGGCGGCGGCGCCGAGCCCAGUUAGUGCGGCCGAGGAGAUCGAGGUGCUGGAGCUGGUGAAGGAUGAGCCCGCGGCCCCGCUGUUCUUGUUGCCGGGACCCGUGCAGCAAGGUGCCGAGCCGGCCACAAACGCGGACUCCUCGGGGGAAGAGUGCAGCUGGGCCGGCCUCUUCUCCUUCCAGGACUUGCGGGCCGUGCAUCAGCAGCUGUGCUCGGUGAACUCGGAGCUAGAGCCCUGCCUGCCCGUCUUCCCCGAGGAGCCUUCGGGCAUGUGGACGGUGUUGUUCGGGGCCCCGCAGCUGUCAGAGCAGGAGAUGGACGCGCUGUGUUACCAGUUACAGGUUUACCUUGGCCAUAGUUUGGACACUUGCGGGUGGAAGAUCCUUUCCCAGGUGCUCUUCACCGAGACCGACGACCCCGAAGAGUACUACGAGAGCUUGAGUGAACUCCGGCAGAAGGGCUACGAAGAGGUGCUGCAGCGGGCUCGCAAACGCAUCCAGGAGCUGUUGGAAAAACACAAGAAUACAGAAAGCAUGGUAGAGCUGCUUGAACUGUAUCAAAUGGAAGAUGAAGCCUACAGUAGUCUUGCAGAAGCCACCACAGAACUGUACCAAUACCUACUACAGCCCUUCCGAGAUAUGAGGGAACUUGCAAUGCUCAGAAGACAGCAGAUCAAGAUCUCCAUAGAGAAUGAUUACCUAGGCCCCAGGAGGAUUGAGAGUCUACAAAAAGAAGAUGCAGAUUGGCAGCGGAAAGCCUACAUGGCUGUCCUUUCUAUUCAGGAUCUUACCGUUAAGUACUUUGAAAUAACAGCCAAAGCACAGAAAGCUGUGUAUGAUCGAAUGCGAGCAGAUCAGAAAAGGUUUGGUAAGGCAGCAUGGGCGGCAGCAGUAGAACGUAUGGAAAAGUUGCAGUAUGCAGUUUCUAAGGAGACUCUGCAGCUGAUGAGAGCUAAAGAAAUCUGUUUGGAGCAGAAGAAACAUGCACUGAAAGAAGAGAUGCAGACUUUGCAAGGUGGUACAGAAGCCAUAGCCCAUUUGGACCAGUUGGAAGCUGAUUAUUAUGAUCUACAGCUUCAGUUGUAUGAAGUGCAGUUUGAGAUUUUGAAGUAUGAAGAGCUGCUGCUGACAGCACAACUUGAAAGCAUCAAAAGACUUUUGUCAGAGAAGAAAGAUGAAGUGGUAUAUUACGAUACUUAUGAAAGUAUGGAAGCCAUGCUUGAAAAAGAAGAUAUGGCAACAUCUAUACACUUACAAAGAGAAGAGCUGCAGAAGUUGCAACAGAAAAUCCGCCAGCUGGAAGCAAGGCGUGGACGCAUUUCAGCCAAGAAAGCUUACCUCAGAAAUAAAAAGGAUGUUUCCUUCUCCUCCAUACUGCCUGGAUUCCAGCAAGCGGAAUGUUUGAGAUCAAAGAAGAUACGGCCGCCAUACUCUGUUCUAGUGUCCAAGGGACCCUGGCAGUUGGGAAGAACAAUUACAGGAAAGGCUUUGCUCAGUAUGGCUGACACAGAGCUCUGUGGGGGAGGAGAAUGCUUAGUGGAGGAGAUCUGCAUCGCAAAGCAUAAUGAAAAGUUCCAGCAGCGCCAUCAGAGUGAAGAGAAAUACAGAAUGCAUCAUACUGUGCAACUAAAGCAAGAUCAGCUGCAAGAUGAAGAGGAAAGAAAGAGCUCCUGGGUUAGUCAGGAGCGACAGAAAACACUGGACAGACUUCGCACGUUUAAACAGCGGUACCCUGGGCAAGUAAUACUUAAAUCAACCAGACUGCGACUGGCUCAUGCAAGAAGUAGUAGUAUACCCAGCUCAGUGCCCUGUGUAGAUCAACCUCAAUCUCUACCAGUAACCACGCAGAUCCAAAAGAAAACUGAGGAGGUGGAAUCAGGAAAAGUAAUCCAGCCUUUCCAAACCCAGGAGCCCAGAAGCUUAGAACAACUUGAAGAUAGUUCGUUACCUCCCAGUGGCAUUACCUCUGAACUGUCUCAUCAUACUACUCCUCCUCUUCUUCCCAGUAAUGAGCUUCAACCAGAUACUGUUACUGUAGUUCCACUUCCGCCUCCUUUGCCGCCGCUGCCGCCACCACCGCCGCCACCUCUGCCUAUCAAGGAAGACUCUACUGAACCUUUAGAGAAAAGUGACAGCCCUGUUAAACAGGAGAGUGAGGAUACAGGAGUCCCACAGUCUACCACUGUCCCAUCAGCACAUCUUUUUGAUAGCAGUCAGUUAGUCAGUGCCAAGAAGAAACUUAAGAAGACAGAUCUAGAGGGUUUACAAAGGAGGAGAGUGAGUUCCCCAAUGGAUGAGGUGCUGGCUUCCUUGAAGCGUGGUAGUUUUCACCUAAGAAAAGUUGAGCAGAGAAAUCUCCCUCCUUUCCCUGAUGAAGAUGACAGCAAUAACAUCUUGGCACAGAUAAGAAAAGGGGUGAAACUGAAGAAGGUGCAGAAAGAUGUUCUGAGAGAGUCUUUUACAAUUCUGCCUGACACUGACCCUUUAACACGUAGCAUCCAUGAAGCACUGCGAAGAAUUAAGGAGGCAUCACCUGAAUCAGAAGAUGAAGAGGAGAGUUUGACUUGCACAGACUGGGAAAAUUAACCUGUGACUAGCAGCCACUGAAGAAAGGAAAAAAACAUCAACAAAAAAUACCCCACAGCUGGAGAUCAAUCUUCCUCUUCGUUUCAGAAAAUUCAAAGCCAGCAAUUUUGACCAUCAGCUGCAUGGCAGAAAUAGCUUCUUUUGGCAAAUGAUUGAGUAUGUGAAAAAAACGUGAAACAUUGAUUUUUUUUUUCAGAUUAUUUUUAUUCAUUCCACAAGUGCAAGGUUGGACAAAAAGCUAAGUUGUUUAGAUAUGCAUUUUAUAUAACUAAUGAGAAAAGGGUCUUCAGGAUGUUUUCUCAAUUAUUUAAGCACUUUUUACAUUUGCAUUAGUAUAUAUGGCCAGUUAAGUGAGGGAACAUUUUAAGUGGAAGAAUGCUGCAUUGAUAAAGCUACUGGGGGAUGCAGUUAAAACAUCAGGACAGCUAUGAAACCUACUUCUACUUUUCAGUGCACUGAAAAUAUCAUCUGCUUGAAAAACAAAUUUAAUAGCUGUACCACAAUAGCUAAAAUUCAGAUAGAGAUGCAAAUAAGAUCUCUUUAGUUAUUCUUCUCACUGCAAAGAAAUGUAUGUUAGUAUGAAAAAUAACAACAAAUGACUGUACAGUCUAAGUACCAUAAUAGUGGAAUACAUGUAUUUAAGAAUGUAGGGUUUACAAUAUGGUACACUUAACAUGGCAUAUUGCAGCAACUUUUAGAAGGUCAUAUAUAAUCUUACACCCUACAUUUUAAAAGUAGAUUUCCAUGCUCUUGUAAACAGUAAUAUUUAGGUGAGAUGAACUGAGUUAGUUAUACCAUACAUACACAUUUGUUAUAAGAAGCAAUAUUUUGUAAUUUGAUAAUACUUACAUUAUUUUCUCUGUUAGCUUGAACUGUUCUUGUUUGAUUACUGUAUGCAACCUUCUUUACUUUCUUAUUUAAGGAGAGCGCAGGAACUUAACAUAUUAACAUCAGUUACGGAAGUUAUGCUUCUCUGUUAGUUGUUAAUAUUCCUUUAGCAGCUACAAAAAAAUCAUCCAUACCUAACAGCCUGUUUGGCUGAAAACUACACUUCCUUUUAAUACUGGCUGUAUGUGGCUCUAAAGGAGGGGAGGGUACAGUUUUCAACGCAGUGAGAACUUAAAAAGAAAUAAUCCUGAACUGCAUGACUAAUAGCUGCGGGCAGCUAGUUUUAUAAUGCCAGAGUACUUAGAACUCUGUAUAAGAUGUACCUCUAAGUAAUCUUGUACUAUGUUAAAGGCUCUGUGUAAUGUUUGUUAGUUGAGAAACACUCUAGUUAUAUGAAAGUCUUGACCAGCGUUUAUUUUUAUUAAAUUUUACGUACUGUUUGAGAGACACGCCACCCCUUUCCUUUUACAAAAUGAUAUUUUUGUUCAGUAUUCACUUUAUGAAGGACAAAUGACUGUACUCAUUUUCAUUUAGAAGCAGAUUCGUGAAUUGCUACUGUUUAACGGAUGUACUAUUCUCAACUUUUAUAACAGUUCUUCUUAAAAUAGGUGUGGGAGCAGAUACCUACCUUGGCAAUAGGUUAUAUAACCAAAUGAACCUCAGAUCUUGAACCUUUAGGCUGUUCUACAAUUAUGUCCUGAAUAAUAAGAUCUGUCAUGUUUUGAAAGAUAAUUUGCCACACUAUACUUGGCAUUGAUAGACAUUUUUCUUGAUUUUUUUUUGGCCUUAUUAUAAUGUCUAGUGAACAUUUUCAUUUCAAAAGGAAGCUUAUGAGCAGCAUUUUCAGAAUGAUACCAGUUUUGCUCCAGGUAUCAGGUUUGGGGCAGUAUCUUUCUUGGAUGUAUCAAGAACGAGGCUCUGUCCAUCAUUAGCUUGUCAAGGACCUGACAACUUAAACUUCUUCCCAGUUUAUUCUAUGGUUUUACAUCCUAACUAAUCAUUUCAAAAUUUAUCAUGUGUAAUCAUUUAGCAUAGAUCAUAAAUGUAAGUAGUUUGUGUGCAGAUGGUUUACAGGCAUCCAUAUUCCAGAUUACAUUACACUAUAAACUGGGUCCAAUGCAUGAAUUUUUAGCUGUAGCACAAAACAGAAGUAUCUGCAAAUUAGAAUGAUAUAGUGCUGCAAGAAACAAAAGUGCAGAUUGGACAGUGUGCAUAAAACUGAGUUGGGGGGUGAAUAGGUAAUUUGAAAAACAGGCAUAAUGUUCCUUCCCCUUACACUAAAUUUAUUAUCCACAAAUUUAUCACUAUAUAGGGAGAUGUUUAAAUAGCUCUGUACUGUGGUGUUUCUCAGAUUUAUCUACAUAUGAUUUGUCAACUUUGCCUUGAAAACUUGUUCAUGAUUAAAAAUAACCUGUCCUUGAUAGACUUAUAUUUAGUUAAAAUAUUAGAUUCCUGACUGAGUCUGUAUACAUUGCUUAUUAAUAGGAAUAUCAUAUUUUAUGCACAUGCACACAAAAGAUAGGUGCUGUGCUGAGCAUAACAGUUUAUAUCAAAUUCAAAUGCAACUUUAAAAAGGAAAGAAGGUGUGUGUUUUCUAGAGAAUAUUAAAAAUCAGAUUUUAAUCUAAAGUCGUUACUGGAUGUCACAGUUUCAAAUAGUUCUUCAGUUUAAUAGCCAUUUACAAUUCAUGCAUAAAAAUACUCCCAGUGCUUUUAGAUGAUGAUUUAUACUGGUAUUGCAAUAAAAGUUAUAUGGGGGAAAGUCCAACUACUUUCACAAGUGUGUAGAGAAUUGGACAAUCCUUGCUGUAACUGACAGGAGGUUUAUUGAACAGCUCUGCACUUGAGAGACCAUGGCAACCAUCACUAUGGGGAUGGCAUUAAUACUUACUUGUGUAUAAGAGGAAAAAAAAAGCUUGCCCAUAAAAUGAUCACUAGAGAUUUUCAUAUUUUCUCUUCAUGGAUGCACUACAUCAGAUAUGCUGAAUUGUUCUGUUCCUAGCCACUGAUCUUCAACAAUUGCUCACUUUGCGGAUUUUACAUGCCAAGAUACUUGCUUGCUUGUUCAAAAUAGAGCUGUUUGGUAGUGAAAUGGGUUCACUAAGGUAAGGAAUUGGAAUUUCCCAAUCUGAAAUACAUAUAGAUUCAUGAAGCAUGAGUAUAUACUGUACUUUGGGGACUGAGAUUUAUCAGUGAGAAAAAGGAAUUAAAAUGGUUUAUUAGAGCAACCAAAAUGAAAGGUAAACAACAAUAGUCUUUUGAUCAGGAAUGGGAUUAGCAUUUAUUUCAAUUUCUGUACCUUCCUACAGUGGUCCCAAAAUCCAUUAAAAUUACUAACAUUCUUAUUUUAUUCACUUUUGCAUAUUAUGUUUGCGUAUUUUGAGCGUGAUUUAGUUUUAAUGCAUAGAUGAAAGUUUUGUUUCUCUUUUAAAUGUUACUGUAAAGAUUUCUUUAAAGAGUUUAGCAGCCUGUAUGCAACACCACAUAGCUGUUAAAUAAAUAAACUUGAUCAGAUAUUGUGGUGUUCAAUGGCUGCAUCAGGGACUUUGGGUCAAUAGACUUAAUCAGAUUCUUUGUAAGAAUCACUUUGCCUUUCAGCAUUGUGUUCUGUAACGUCAAAUCUUCAAACGCUGAGCAGUUCUUUAUUGAAAUUGCAACCAAUUGAGAUGAGGAAGCAGAAACUUUCAUUAGUUAAUGUUUCUCUUAUUCCUUUAUUGCACUGAAUUUAAAGUAACUGUAAAUUAAGGUUAUCUGUAGUUUAAGCAGCUGUUUUCAUUGUAAUGCUUAUGUACUUACUUUACCUGUGUUAUUUCUGGUAAUGAUUCCAUAAGCACGAAGCAAGAUACUAUGUAUAAUGUUAGAGAAUCAAUGUGCUACAGAGAAGCAGUAAGAACUGGAAGCAUCUUAUUGACAGAGCAUGUUGCAUUUACUGAAUGCUAACAGGGCUGCCAAGAGCAGGUGCAGGCCCCUGUUAAAAAAAAAUUUCAAGCCCCCCCAGGAAGGGUGGACUGGCUAAAUGGGGCUGAUGAAGCUGGGCCCUGGUAAUUUGUACUGGGUUCUUCCCCUUCCCCCCCAUCAGCCCUGAAUGCUAUAAAGUAUAUUGGACAGUAGGUUCAGUCUAAAAGUGCUCUUUGGUAUAGUGAAGCACAUUAACCUGCAUUGCUAUCUAAUGCUGUGUAAAAUACAGCAGUGGCUGUUUUUAUCCUAUGAAUAUACUGUAAUUUAAAGUUUUCCUACAAAAUGAAUUUAUAUUUAGUUGCUGCCUAAAACAUUGUGUAUUAAAGGUUAGAAUUUUAGGAAGGGGCUGGGUAUGCCAAUGUAUUUUGGGAUAGGGUGUGUUGUAUAUAUUAUGCCUUGCACUGCCCAUUCAGUUACGACUUCGUCCAAAAUUCCUGGCUUUGACCAUGGUGAAUCUGCAACUUGUGAAUUACAAUGAAAUUCUGUAAAUCCCAUCUCCUAAAACCUGUGCCCUUGGGCCUCCUAACAUUACCAAAAUGGUCUUCCUUCCAUUCCCCCAUGUGGAUGUUCAGAUAUCUUUAAAUAUGGAAUAUGACCAAUUUGUGACUUUACUGGGCCUAUAAGUAUGUGAAUGAGGAAGACUGCCUACAGCUGAUAGAAAAGACCAACUAAGCGGGUGUCUGUUAAAAGAAAAAUCUUGACUAGGAGCAUAUUGCUCAUUUAUGGUCUCAGUGGGUAGGAGCCCAACAAAUACAAAGCACAGCAUCAAGUUUAUAAAUAAUUCAUCAUGGUUUUUAUUCACAUUCUGCUUGGCCAUUCAGAGGUUCCACAGUAAUUAAUUUACCGGUAGAGUGGCUUGAUUUUCAAGUCUUCACAUCCAUCGGAAGAUACUUUUCAUCCUCAUGAAUUGUGGAGAGGUAUGUGAUUAGAGACAGACCACUAUGACCUCUCCAUACAUGUUUCUGUGGUUGCUGCCUACUUUACAAGUUAUCUUAGUGUUUCUAAGUGCAGAGCCUCAAAGUAGGUAAAAUGCAGAAAGCUGCAGAUUUGCAUGAAUAAAGGGUUAAGAAAACUGACACUUUCUAGCUUGGUUGAAUAAAUAAGAAAAAACUGAUUCACCAUCCACUAGCUUUGUGCAAUAUUAUGAAUAGAAUCAAACACUAGCACAUUGUGGUUGGCUUUAAGAAAGUCUUUAACACAAUUAUAUUUAAAUGGACAUUUUAAAUGCACAUUGUAUUAUAAAACUACUCCUGCAAAUUUACAAUACCUAAUAAUGCUCAAUGUUAAGUAUUAAGCAACAAGUGUAAAAAAUAAAAACUAUUUGAGCAUUUCUAGCAAUACCUGAAAACUAAAAAGAAAAAAUAUUGGUUUGACUGUUUGCCCUUUGCUCUUUCUUUAGUGCAACUUUCUGUAAUUAUUAUUAUUCUGUGUAUUUCAUGUUUUUACUAUCAUGACUUCAAAGUGAAACCUGUACACCAAGUACUGAAAUUACCUUUUUCUUGUACAGGUGAUGUAACAACAUACUCACAGUUUUGGUGCUUAAAAAUGAUUUUUUUCUUUAAUAAAGGAUAUUUAUUUGAA
This is a messenger RNA of Gopherus evgoodei (Goodes thornscrub tortoise), 8744 nucleotides long. RefSeq names its product junction mediating and regulatory protein, p53 cofactor (gene JMY). NCBI's taxonomy places the organism in Eukaryota, Metazoa, Chordata, Testudines, Testudinidae. The transcript has 12 exons. Gene Ontology annotation, molecular function: Arp2/3 complex binding; transcription coactivator activity; actin binding. The record is from RefSeq and is a predicted model, not a curated record. The coding region runs from base 310 to 3318 and encodes 1002 amino acids. Gene Ontology annotation, biological process: 'de novo' actin filament nucleation; intrinsic apoptotic signaling pathway by p53 class mediator; Arp2/3 complex-mediated actin nucleation. Gene Ontology annotation, cellular component: nucleus; cytoplasm.